Momordica charantia (bitter melon) is the source of this 1229-nucleotide messenger RNA. The record is from RefSeq and is a predicted model, not a curated record. NCBI's taxonomy places the organism in Eukaryota, Viridiplantae, Streptophyta, Magnoliopsida, Cucurbitales, Cucurbitaceae.
CAACAAAAUCCCCAUACCCAUUUUCUCUCUCUUCCGCUCUCUCUCUCCAGUCUUCGGCCCUUCUGUGUUUAGGGUUUCUCGGUGUGGCACUCUUCAGUCUCAGAGGGUUCCAAUUUUGUUGAUUUGACUGGUGAAUGUGUGUUAAUGCGACCCUCGGACUCCGACAAACCUCCCUACGUUGCUCGUGUUGAGAAAAUUGAAGCCGAUCACCGGAACAACGUGAAGGUUCGGGUUCGGUGGUAUUAUCGGCCGGAAGAAUCAAUUGGAGGACGGAGGCAGUUCCACGGGGCAAAGGAACUUUUCCUCUCGGACCACUUUGAUGUUCAGAGUGCUCACACUAUAGAGGGUAAAUGCACAGUGCACUCUUUUAAAAACUAUACCAAGCUUGAGAAUGUUGGUGCAGAGGACUACUUUUGCAGAUUCGAGUACAAGGCUGCCACUGGCGGAUUCACACCAGACCGUGUAGCUGUGUACUGUAAAUGUGAGAUGCCAUACAACCCCGAUGACCUUAUGGUUCAGUGUGAGGGAUGCAAAGAUUGGUUUCAUCCAUCAUGCAUGGGAAUGACCAUUGAAGAAGCAAAGAAGUUGGAUCACUUUUUGUGUUCAGAUUGUUCAUCAGAAAAUGAUGCAAAGAGGUCCUUGAAUGCAUUUCCAGUAUCACCUUCUGCCGAGGCUAAGGUGGAGCCAAAGCGCCGGAAGAGAUGACUGGCUGACUGAUCACGGUUCAUGUAGGUGACAAGGAGGUGGAUUCUGUAACUUAAAGUUGUAGAGCAGCUAAUGAAGCAGGUAUGCAAUGUAAUGCUUUCGUAUUUGGAUGUGGAAGCAGAAUAGUAAUGGAGGUUGGUUCAUCCAUGGUAGUUAUAAAAUUAUGCCAUCUUUAUGACUUGUGUUUAGACAAUGUGCCAAAGCCUUCUUCCUUUUUCCCCCAUGUUCUUACAUGAAGCAUUUUCUAGGUAAAACGGUGCAUUGGACAGAAUUGAUUUUGGGUUCCACUCCCAGGAAAUGCAGCCAUUAUUAAGCCAUUGAGCUCUGAAAUUCCCACCAACUUUCAAACCAAAGGAACCAACUUAUAAAAGCUUCCUUAUUCUCUAUUUACAGUCACAUUUCAAAUUUUACUAUCAAAAUGAAACCAGGUGAAUAUUUGGGCAAGAAUAUCAAUUUGUAUCUCUGUAUACUCGUUCUUUGUAUUGUUGAUUUAUUGGUAAUCUCCAAACAACCCUUUUCCUUCA